AGUCUCAUAUCAUUCGCUCAGAGCUAUGACUCGGGAAAGGAAUACAAAUAUAAGUUCGAGUCCUAUGUCUAUACAUCGAUUCGCAACACUAGGAACCAGUGCUCGGGCACCGCCACCAUCAGCGAUGUCAUCAUUCAAAUACACCAAGACCACUUCUUCAUUAAGAUCAACGAUAUUAGGUUUGAUGUCGUGAACCAACAGAUUGACGGCUUGUUUGAGAAGAAUCCGUUCACUUUCAAAGAUGUGAAGGCAUUCAGUGAUCACAUCUCCAAGCCUUUCAAAGCGGUUGUACUGAACGGUCAGAUCAGACAGAUUUAUAUCGGAGAGGAUGAGCCCGAAUGGAGGUCAUUUGGUGAGUGCGACACCAGUUAUACCAUCAGAUCAGAGCCAAGUCUUUUCAACUCCGAGAAAGUCUUGAAUAUAACUAAAGUCAGAAACUAUGAGAAGUGCGCCAAAAGACCGCAUCCUUUCCGAUACGCAUCGGAAAUAAGCCAACACUGCCUUGAAUUCAAUUCAAUCAGAAAACCUAUUCUACAAAUAUCUGCUGUUUAUGACUAUAAUAUGAGAGGAACUCUGAAAAACUUUGUCAUAGAAAAGGUGACCCAAAAGGAGUUCAUAUCGAGCACUCCCUAUGGAAAGGAUGGACUCAUUUUUGAUUUAAAAUCCAAAGGAGUUCUCGAAUUGCUUGACAUUAAAAAUAUCACAGAAACCCAUGUAAUACCAGACGACGCGAUCCCAUCCACAGAUUUGUCAAACUCUCCGCUCCAGAAGAAUGAGUUCUUUGAUAACAUAGACCUUAGAAGAGCUCACUUCCUGCGAGAUAUAUAUCGAUAUCAGUCACCACUCACUCAAAUCGUCACUCUAUUGGACGAAACAGUGUCCGAUUACAGCAAAUCUGAUACAAACCCCGCUGACUCUGUGCUGCCAUCAAAGUAUGGCGAGAUUAUCGACGCCCUGUCCACUCUGGACUACGAGGGCGUCGAACAGUAUGGCGAGAUUAUCGACGCCCUGUCCACUCUGGACUACGAGGGCGUCGAACAGGUGUUUACAACCGUUUUCGAUAAGAGUGAAGAUCACAGUGCUGUACAGGAAUCGGCAAAACUCAAGCGGACGUGUUAUUUGACAUUCAGUGCACUCGUAGGCAAGGAAUGCGUUCAACGAUUCAAAGCCACUCCAAAGCAUACUCACAGUCAUCACAGAAAAGAGCAUAAAGUCUCGGAUAAUUGUAAACAUCAUUGCAAUCCAGAAAUAGCCGGCAAAUACUUUAAGGCCAAAGAGGCCAUCCCUUUCCUCAAGACUUACAUCAAGAGCUCACAUACACAUUACGUCCGGUCAACAGCUGUCUGGAAACUGAUGGGAAUGGCAUCCAAUUAUCCCGAAGAAGUGCGAUCUGUUUGUGUUCCUGUCUUUUAUAACAAGUCUGAAGAACAAGACUUGAGAAUUGCUGGUCUGUUGGCCUGGCUAUCAUCCGGUCCUAGUUAUGCUCAGUUGCAUUUAAUUGCAAAACAACUGUUAGUUGAGGACAACCGACAGGUAGUGAAUAUGGCCUACACUACCAUCAAAUGGCUCUCUGAGUCCGAGCAUCCCUGUCAUAAACCAUUUGUUAAGGACUUACAGUCAGUUUUAUGGUUAUAUAAGAUAGCAUUUGACAGACAGGGCGGACGAGUCAGAAAAGGAGAUUCAAGAGCUUAUAUGCGGUCCCUAUUUGAUGAACAAUUCGGAAUCGGAGGCAUUCAACACUUUAGCCUAAUCGCUAGUAAUAGGAGUUAUGUCCCGAACUCUGUUUACAUUGGUUUCAGUGAUUUCAUUGCCGGCCAUUCCUUUGACACAUUCAGUCUCUCAAUACAGAGCUAUGGACUCGAGAAAGUGAUCAAUCGUUUCUUCGGUCAAAAGGGAAGUGUUUGGAGUAAAGCCAGUGUUUUGGAUAUAUUCAAGAAGCGCGUCGUUAGGGACGCCAACCCUAUUGAUGAUGAGCUCAAACUGAUUGAAAAUAUCUUGCCGUUUGAAACACGAGAAUCAGAAACAAUUAACGGAGACAUAUCUCUGUACACUCAGGGCUACACAAUCUCUUACAUUGAUUUUGACGAACAAUUCUUCUCUUCUAUACUAACGGAAGAGAACCGUAUUGUUGUCCUCAGAUCUGAAGUGGGAAUUCCGUAUUUCUUUGAAUACAAGACUUUGACGCAAACUAAUCUCAUUAAUAAUAAAUUGAGUUUCGCUGUACAGCCGGCGCUCUUUAGUGAAGACCGCGAUAAUAAGUCGCCCACAGAAUUCAGAAUUAGCACUGACUUCAAGUAUGUGUCCAAUUCGCACAAAUAUGCCAUAACUGGCAUCCUUAUGCCUGUUAUCACCAACAGAGAAAAGUCAUUUCCGCAAAGGAUAGCAAUAUACAGAAUACAACCGAUGGCUAAUCCCUAUGAAAUCCGAGUGAGAACUAUAGCACCGGUAGAGAAUGCUUCCACUCAGUUGUCUAUAAUCAUCUCCGCUGACGAUUAUAUAAACUCUGCUAAUGAUAAUGGAUUCAAAGUAUGUGCCGUCGCUUCCGUCAAAUAUCCAGAAUAUGACUUAAAUAAGUUCGCAAAGUUAGACACUUUGGGUUUGGACCACACCGUCAACCUCACCACCAGAAUAGCUUUUGGACAAAAUUGUAACAAUGAAUCCGAAAUCAAUAUAAAGGGAGACAUAUCUCAAACGGAUGAACAAAAGAUAUUAGAGAAAAAUCGGAAUAAAAUGACUCCCGAAAAGUCCAACCCAUAUGCUACGGCUAUGGCUUCAGAACUGGAGCCGAACGAUACUAUUCAGGAAAGUUGUGCGGAUUAUGUGGUGACAAUAAUGGAGACCAAACUCAUGAGUUCAGGGCUUCCAACGGAAGAGUAUUCAGGAAUUCCGAUCCAUUUUCUUAUAGCUAUUUAUUAA
Messenger RNA from Oppiella nova, 2916 nucleotides. The record is from the annotation of a GenBank genome assembly. NCBI's taxonomy places the organism in Eukaryota, Metazoa, Arthropoda, Arachnida, Sarcoptiformes, Oppiidae.